CCGGGGCCGCUCAGACCUGCAGCGGAGCCGCGGCGCCCGCUCCGAUCGGCUCAGGGCUGCGCCCCCGGGACCCGGCGACGGGGGCGGGCGGGGACGCUCCCCGCCGCCCUGGGCCCCUCGGCACUGCCAGGUGUGGAUCCAUGGGGUAGCCCCAACGCAUCUGCCCUUCUGCCCCAGCCAGCUCAUGCCUCAGUACCUGGGGACAGUGAACAGAGCCCUGGCUGGAGCCCAAACAUGUGGGGCCUGGUGAGGCUCCUGCUGGCCUGGCUGGGUGGCUGGGGCUGCAUGGGGCGCCUGGCAGCCCCCGCCCGGGCCUGGGCAGGGUCCCGGGGGCGCCCAGGACCAGUGCUGCUGCGGAACCGAAGGAGCUGGGUGUGGAACCAGUUCUUUGUCAUUGAGGAAUAUGCAGGUCCAGAGCCCGUCCUUAUUGGUAAGCUGCACUCGGAUGUGGACAGGGGCGAGGGCCGCACCAAGUACCUGCUGACCGGGGAGGGGGCAGGCACUGUAUUUGUGAUUGAUGAGGCCACAGGCAAUAUCCAUGUCACCAAGAGCCUGGACCGGGAGGAGAAGGCACAAUACGUGCUGCUUGCCCAAGCCGUGGACCGAGCCUCAAACCGGCCUCUGGAGCCCCCGUCAGAGUUUAUCAUCAAGGUGCAAGACAUUAAUGACAACCCACCCAUCUUUCCCCUCGGGCCCUACCACGCCACAGUGCCCGAGAUGUCCAAUGUCGGGACGUCAGUGAUCCAGGUGACUGCUCACGAUGCCGAUGACCCCAGCUACGGAAAUAGUGCCAAGCUGGUGUACACCGUGUUGGACGGACUGCCUUUCUUCUCUGUGGACCCCCAGACGGGAGUGGUGCGUACUGCCAUCCCCAACAUGGACCGGGAGACGCAGGAGGAGUUCUUGGUGGUGAUUCAGGCCAAGGACAUGGGUGGCCACAUGGGGGGGCUGUCGGGCAGCACUACGGUGACGGUCACCCUCAGCGAUGUCAACGACAACCCCCCCAAGUUCCCUCAGAGCCUAUACCAGUUCUCUGUGGUGGAGACGGCUGGGCCGGGCACCCUGGUGGGCCGGCUGCGAGCCCAGGACCCGGAUCUGGGGGACAACGCCCUCAUGGCGUACAGCAUCCUGGACGGAGAGGGGUCCGAAGCCUUCAGCAUCAGCACAGACUCCCAGGGUCGAGACGGGCUCCUCACGGUCCGCAAGCCCCUAGACUUCGAGACCCGACGCUCCUAUUCCUUCCGCGUGGAGGCCACCAACACCCUCAUCGACCCAGCCUACCUGCGGCGAGGGCCCUUCAAGGACGUGGCCUCCGUGCGCGUGGCUGUGCAGGACGCCCCAGAGCCACCUGCCUUCACCCAGGCUGCCUAUCACCUGGCAGUGGCUGAGAACAAAGCUCCCGGGACGCUGGUGGGCCAGGUCUCAGCGGCAGACCUGGAUUCCCCAGCCAGCCCAAUCAGAUACUCCAUCCUCCCCCACUCGGAUCCAGAGCGCUGCUUCUCCAUCGAGCCCGAAGAUGGCACCAUCCGCACGGUGGUGCCCCUGGACCGCGAGGCUCGCAUCUGGCACAACCUCACAGUGUUGGCCACGGAGCUUGACAGCUCCGCACAGGCCUCCCGUGUGCAAGUGGCCAUCCAAAUCCUGGACGAGAAUGACAACGCUCCCCAGCUGGCUGAGCCCUACGACACCUUCGUGUGUGAGUCUGCAGCCCCCGGCCAGCUGAUUCAGGUCAUCCGGGCCCUGGAUAGAGACGAGGUGGGCAACAGUAGCCGUGUCUCCCUUCAAGGUCCUCUGGGCCCCGAUGCCAACUUCACUGUCCGAGACAACCGAGAUGGCUCCGCCAGCCUGUUGCUGCCCUCUCGCCCUGCUCCGCCCCGCCAGGCCCCCUAUCUGGUUCCCAUAGCACUGUGGGACUGGGGGCAGCCAGCCCUGAGCAGCACUGCCACUGUGACAGUCAGCGUGUGUCGCUGCCGGCCCGAUGGCUCCGUGGCUUCCUGCCGGCCCGAGGCUCAGCUCUCACCCGCUGGGCUCAGCACUGGGGCCCUGCUUGCCAUCGUCACCUGUGUGGGCACCCUGCUUGGUGAGUAG
Messenger RNA from Odobenus rosmarus divergens (Pacific walrus), 2088 nucleotides. RefSeq names its product cadherin 24, type 2 (gene CDH24). The record is from RefSeq and is a predicted model, not a curated record. Gene Ontology annotation, biological process: homophilic cell-cell adhesion; calcium-dependent cell-cell adhesion; cell-cell junction assembly. Gene Ontology annotation, molecular function: calcium ion binding; cadherin binding. The transcript is spliced from 11 exons. Gene Ontology annotation, cellular component: adherens junction; catenin complex; plasma membrane. Lineage: Eukaryota; Metazoa; Chordata; Mammalia; Carnivora; Odobenidae. Bases 235 to 2088 code for a protein of 617 amino acids.